GUUUUCUCCCCGCCUUUCUGACGUGCUCUUGCAAGCCGGGGACGCGGGGACAAGAUGAGUCCCCCGUAGCUUCGUCUUUUGCAGACAACUCUGUUGGAAUCUGAACCUGGAGCAUCCGGGGGCCGUUGCACGAAUCCCCUGGCCUGAGAUCCGGGGACGCAUCCUUCGGAGUCCUCAUGGAAUGGAUCCCAGCCUCCUCGGGAUCUUUCAUUCACCCGAUGGAGCCCGAGAGGUGGGAAGCGGCGGAGCCUCCGUCGGAGCCGGCGAGGGCAGCCAAGGAAGGGGCCGAGCUGCGCUGUGGGGCCUUUUCCAGCAACGGCUUGCAGACAUGCCAGGGGUCCCCACCCUGCCCGCUGAGCCAGAUGACCUCUGGGGUGCUCCCAGCUCCAGCUCCCUCCCACCUAAGCCAAGCCCCAGGGAUGCCUUCCGACCGGUCCAUCUCAGCUUCAUCCACCUGUUCAUCUUUGGCCAGUUCGUCCCAGGAGUCGGAUGACGUCUUUAGCGACAUCGAAGGAAGGUCGGUCACGACAAAGAAACGGGUGCUGAGGAAGACAAAAUCCUGGAAGACCUUUUUCACCAUGGUCCACUGGUCCUUGCGACGACGCAGCUCCUGGGUGCAGUUGGCCGGACACGAAGGCAACUUCAAGCCCAGCGAAGGGGGCCAAAUCCUGAAGAAGUUCAGCGCCGUGGAGGCGGCGUGUCUGUCGGAGCUGAUGACCGACGUCCUGCGCCCUUUUGUGCCCACCUACCAUGGGGUGGCAGAAGUGGGUGGCGAACGCUACAUCCAGAUGGACGACCUUCUCCGCGGGCUCCAGCGCCCCAGCAUCAUGGAUUGCAAGAUGGGCACCAGAACGUACCUGGAGGAGGAAGCGGGCAAGGGUCAGCCCCGCGCAGCCCCCCGGCGAGACCUCUACCAGAAAAUGGUGAAGAUUGACCCCUGGGCCCCCACCCCGGAGGAGCACAGCCAAGGAGCCGUCACUAAGCCCCGUUACAUGCAGUGGAGGGAGAGCAGCAGCUCCAGCACCUCUCUGGGCUUCCGGAUCGAGGGGGUUACGAUCGAGGGGGGAACCGUGCAACGGGAUUUCAAGCAGACACGGAGCCAGGAUCAAAUUAUAGAGAUCUUUUUGCAGUUUGUGAAGAAUCGCGUGGAUGUGUUGAAAAUCUACUUGGCCCGCCUGGAGAAUUUAUGCCAAGCCUUGGAAGAGUCCAACUUCUUCAAGAGGCACGAGGUGAUCGGGAGUUCCCUGCUCUUCCUCCACGACCAGAAAGGCCACGCCAGCAUCUGGAUGAUCGACUUUGGCAAGACUCUCCCAGCGCCAGCCCACUCCAACCUUCGCCACGACGUGGCUUGGACCCCCGGGAGCCACGAAGACGGCUACCUGAUCGGCCUGCAGCACCUGACCCACACCAUCCGGGCGACUCUGGCCAGAGCUGAGCAGAGCCAGGAGCCUCUCCUGGGCCCCUCCUGAGCCUGCGGCCCUGGCACACAGCCGAGAGUGGUGGAAAAGAGACCCGGCCUCCCCCCCACUGGGCGGGUGACAUCCCCGGGCGAGGGCAGCCGUGCUGCUUGGGGAGGGGGCAGCUGGGAGCCUCCUGGGAAGAGCUGCUUUGCCAGAACGGUGGAGGGAGCCGGGACCCCCUUGCAACAUCCCAGAUCUUGCCGAAAAGCUGCGACCUGCCAGCUGUUGGGAUUGCAACCGCACCAGAAACAAACAACACAAGGAUUUUGUGGCUAAGGGAUGUAAUUUCCUCUCCAGCCUUCCAGUUCCUUUUCCUGCUUACCUCCCCACCACCAAUGGCUCUCCAAAGGGGUCUCUCAUUUCCCGAGGCCAUUUUCAAGCCCCUCCGUGGUGGGGCUGACCUCCCUCCCCCCUUGGAAAAGCAGCGACAGCGAGGAGGGGCUCGGAAUCCCAAACGGAAAGAAGAAUCGUGGCAAAGUUGCUCACACGGGAUCGAAGGCCGGACUUUCACAGGAAGGGGAGAGUCAUAACCGGGGAUCGCCCGGAGUUUAUCCGCCGUGAACCGAACCGCCGUUUUACUCUGGCUGCCCCAAAUUUGCAGUUUUCGUGCAACCUGCCGGAGCGAAAGCUGGCUGCGAGGCCCGGACUUUGGCAAGGCUGGGUCAUCUGCAAGUCAGGGUGUCACACAUGUACACACCUGCUGUACAAGUCGGAAACUUGUAACUUUGCAAAGAUGCAACCUCCUCUUGGGAUGUUGGCUUGAGAUGAAUUAAAAGCCAGGCG
Messenger RNA from Pseudonaja textilis, 2243 nucleotides. Its product is annotated as inositol-trisphosphate 3-kinase B-like. Gene Ontology annotation, cellular component: cytoplasm; nucleus. Gene Ontology annotation, molecular function: inositol hexakisphosphate kinase activity. Gene Ontology annotation, biological process: inositol phosphate biosynthetic process; phosphatidylinositol phosphate biosynthetic process. NCBI's taxonomy places the organism in Eukaryota, Metazoa, Chordata, Lepidosauria, Squamata, Elapidae. The record is from RefSeq and is a predicted model, not a curated record.